AUGGUUGGAAGAGGUUCUGUAGUUUUAGUUAUGUGUUUGCAUAAUAAGGUGUUAAAAGCUGCUGCUUGGAAAGACUUCACAGAAUAUGCAAAUGUGUGCUUUAGAGAGUUUGGCGAUAGAGUUACACAUUGGACUACUAUAAAUGAGCCCAAUCUGUUUGUAUUGGCUGGUUAUGACUGGGGAGAUCUACCACCUGGACGAUGUUCGCAUCCAUUUGGUGACUGCUCGAAAGGCAACUCCACAACUGAGCCAUACAUUGCAGCUCAUUAUAUCUUGUUGGCAUACGCAUCAGCUUAUAGAUUAUAUGAGAAAAACUACAAGGACAAGCAACACGGAUUUAUAGGUUUCAAUGUCCUUUCCUUUUGGUUUGUCCCUCUAACGGAUAGUAGUGAAGAUGUAUUUGCUGCUAAAAGAGUUUUUGAAUCCCUUGGUAUUUGGAGAUUACCCGAUUUAAUGAAGAAUGCAGGCCCAAGGAUUCCGGCCUUCACCGUCCAAGAAUCCGAAAGCAUUAGGAGUUCCUUCGACUUUUUAGGACCAAAUUAUUACUAUGGAAUGUACUUCAAGAACAUAUCCAACACCCUUCACUCGGAAAACAGGGACGUUAUUGCUGAUGUGGGAACACAACUACACUGUAUGCCUCUUUUGCUUGAAUAG
This is a messenger RNA of Morus notabilis, 654 nucleotides long. RefSeq names its product beta-glucosidase 21. The coding region runs from base 1 to 654 and encodes 217 amino acids. The record is from RefSeq and is a predicted model, not a curated record. The transcript has 4 exons. Lineage: Eukaryota; Viridiplantae; Streptophyta; Magnoliopsida; Rosales; Moraceae. Gene Ontology annotation, biological process: carbohydrate metabolic process. Gene Ontology annotation, molecular function: beta-glucosidase activity.